Messenger RNA from Daphnia magna, 2353 nucleotides. Its product is annotated as 2',5'-phosphodiesterase 12-like. The transcript is spliced from 6 exons. Gene Ontology annotation, biological process: nuclear-transcribed mRNA catabolic process, deadenylation-dependent decay. Gene Ontology annotation, molecular function: 3'-5'-RNA exonuclease activity. Gene Ontology annotation, cellular component: mitochondrion. Bases 415 to 2205 code for a protein of 596 amino acids. NCBI's taxonomy places the organism in Eukaryota, Metazoa, Arthropoda, Branchiopoda, Diplostraca, Daphniidae. The record is from RefSeq and is a predicted model, not a curated record.
UUUGUCGAAAUGAAAACUAAAUUUCUGUUGUUAGUUAAUCUGACAAGUGAUACAAAAAGGGCAGACGUGACAGACUUCGCAAGUUACAAUUACAACCCCAACCAGCAAUUACAGUCCAAGUUCCUGUUAGCCACAGUAAACUGCAAUUUUUCUCCUUAAAUGGCUGUUUUAGUUAGUCGAUCGAUUAAUCGAUAACUUCUGACUAACCGCAGUAGCAGACGACAAAAAAUAAGAUUUUGACAAACACGUUGCAAUCUUUUGAUUACUUCCUCUGAAUAGUGCUUUAUAAGCAAUCACACAACACCAAUAUUAGGACGGAUUCGAACAUGUGGUAACAUUGUUAAACCAAGUCUUUUCUACGUCUAUAUCCAAUCGGUAUUUUCCUUCGUUCCCUCCACCGUGUGAGAAUCUGCUAUGUUACUGGGUCGAUCAUAUUUUGCCCUCCGUACAGUUUAUCGAAGAGCAAGUAGUGUUGCCAACAGCGUUUCUCAUAAAGUGAAAAAGUGUCCUACUAAGACAGUUAUGAAAGCAUACAUCCGAACCAAAAAUGAAGAGCGUGUAGAUAUACAAUUUCAAUAUGUAGACUCCAACCUAGGUCUAGACCGCUGGUUUAAUUUCAAUCGAUCACUGGAUGAUAGUGUGCAACAAAUAAAAGAAAGAAUUAUAGCAAACAUAGAUAAAGCAUGCUUGAAGUAUAAGAAAAGGAAGCUUAAAAAAAAUCCUACUGGGGAUAUGGAUGAGUUUAAGUUGGAUGUUGAAGUCAUGCAAAACUCAGAAAUAAUAGCUCCAGAGGUACCAUGCAGAAAAAUCCUUACAAUGCCAAAUGUUUUUAUUGUAGUAAAUGGACAAUCAUACCAUUUAGAUAUUAAUCCCCCAACAGUAAAAACUUUAAAGCUACCAAAUUCAAUCAUGGCUGGAUAUCCAGUUUAUCCAAGUAAGUUAGAAGUGGAAUAUUGCACUGUAUUUGACUGUGAGUUCCUUUGGUUCAAGACCAAUGAGCUUGUGGAUAUGGCACCAGAAGCUCAUUCUGAAACCUGGAUUCAAGUGGGAACAGGAUUCUCCUAUACCACUUCUAACUGUGAUAUUGGGAAUUGGUUGAAAGUAAAAUGUAUUCCAAAGACAUCUUCAAAAAUUGGUCUACCUGAGUGUGCAAUCGCUUCACAAGUAGUUGAAGCUGGACCUGGAAUCUGUCCCUUCGAAAUACGCCACAAUUUCACGAACAAAUUCGUUGAAAAUGAUGGGUUUCGAGUAGUGACUUAUAAUAUUCUGGCUGACCUAUAUGCCGAUUCUGAUUAUACACGAACUGUACUUCAUCCAUAUUGCCCUCCAUACGCAUUGGCGAUUGACUACCGGAAGCAACUGAUCUUGAAAGAAUUACUCGGUUACAAAGCCGACAUAAUCUGCCUCCAAGAAGUUGAUAGCAAAGUCUUCGAUGCCGACCUGAAACCUAUUUUUUCGUCGUAUGGUUUUGAAUCCGAAUUCAGUAAAAAAGGAGGGCAAGUUAGCGAAGGAAUGGCUUGUAUAUUCAACGCUUCCAAGUUUCAGUUGGUUCAGUCAUCUAGCCAUAUCGUGGCAGAAGAGUUGUCAAGCAAUCCGUUGGUGGCGGAUCUUUGGGUUGCUGUACAAAAAAAUGAAAACUUAUCCAAACGUAUUCUUGAACGGACGACUUCGUGUCAACUUCUUGUGUUGGAAUCUGUAUUCAACGCGAAACGCAUUGUUGUGGCCAACACGCAUCUUUACUUCCAUCCUGAUGCAGACCACAUUCGCCUGUUACAAUCCUGUGUUACUCUUCGAUUAGCACAGGAGAUGCGUAAUCGCCAGUUGGAUUUGGGGAAAGAAGUAUCUCUUCUCUUCUGUGGCGAUUUUAACAGUUGUCCGGGGUCAGGAGUUUUCGAGAUGAUGACAUUGCAAAACAUAGACUGUGAUAAUGAGGCUUGGUCAAGCAAACCUGACGAAGCAGUAAUAGAUUUAUCUCUUCAUAAUCCGAUUGCAAUGGAAACCGCUUGCGGAACCCCGCCGUUUACAAAUUACACCAGUGGUUUCAGUGGUUGCCUAGAUUAUAUUUUCUUUGAAAAAUCAAAGUUCAUCGUUGAACAGGUUAUUCCUCUUCCCAGUGUGGAGGAAGUAACCCAACACUGUGCGCUUCCCAGCAUAGUCUUCCCUUCAGAUCAUAUAGCUUUGAUAGCAGAUCUAAAAUGGGUGUGAUGUUAACUGUUGUUUGGGUUGAGCCGUAAAUUUUGAAUGUGAACACUAUGAUUUAUCAAACAAUUUUGGAUGCUGCAUAUAUUGGCCCAAUAACGGAAUCUUUAUAGCAUUUCAGAUGAUUUAAAAAUGAAUUGCCAGCCUUUGCCUA